AUGGGAGGCGGCCCCAAAGUUCCUUACCCCAAGCAUGUCUGGUCACCGGCUGGUGGCUGGUACACUCAGCCUGCGAACUGGAGGAUGAACACCGCCAUCAUUGGCACUGUCAUGGUUGGCGUUGUUGCCGCCAUCUGGAAGAUCAGCGCCGAGAAGGAGGUCCGCUACGUGAUGCCUCAGGAGGGCCGUUUCUUCCCCAGCAGAUACUGGUCGAAGCAAUUGAUCGAGUAUGACAGAGAACAGGCCGCGAAGAAGGCCAAGGAAACGGACCAGGCACAGGCCAUUCAGAACUCAUAA
Colletotrichum truncatum is the source of this 297-nucleotide messenger RNA. RefSeq lists its product as uncharacterized. Lineage: Eukaryota; Fungi; Ascomycota; Sordariomycetes; Glomerellales; Glomerellaceae. The record is from RefSeq and is a predicted model, not a curated record.